AUGGCUGGCGAAAUUAUCGAAGUCCUCGAUAAGAAGAUCUACUAUACGAUCGCUGCUGUCUACAUUCUGACUAUGCUGACGACAAUUAUCACCAAUAGCAUCGUGAUCCUAACUUUCUAUAAAGUUCGUUGUCUCCUCACCCCUUCAAGCUUACCAAUACUUAGCUUGGCCAUAGCCGACCUGGUACUAGCCGUAACUGUGAUGCCAUUUGGAAUUGUCGCAAAUGCCAACAGGAUCUGGUUGGUAAGUGAUUUUGGAUGUCACUGGUACGCGUACGGUCACACUGUGGUUGGCUUUUCUUCCAUUCUGCACCACGGUGUUAUUGCUGUAGAAGCCGCCAGAAAAAUUGUGAGAGGAAUACGAAACGCUGGAGCUCGAAGGCGUGGAAUGAUCACCACUAUUGUGGUUGUCUGGGCUGUUGUGCUUGUUUGGGGAACAAUGCCUUUGAUUGGUUGGUCAUCAUAUGGACCUGAAGGCAGUGGAGCUGUGUGUUCCAUCAACUGGAAAUCCACUGAUCCAACUGACGUCUCUUUCGUGAUGAUCACUUUCGUAUUGUUCCUGUUUAUUCCGGUUAUCAUUAUUAUGGCUUGCUAUACUGCUAUUUCAUACGAUUUGCGAAGGAUGGCAAGGAUAGCCGAGAAGCAAUGGGGACGUAAAGCACAAAUGACCAUCGCUCGCGUAUUGGCGAAGAAAAAGUCAAUGUGGACUGGUCUGAUCAUGUUUGUGGCUAUUUUCUUUGUCUGGAUGCCAUAUGCCAUUAUUUCGUUUCUCUCAGUCAUUGGUACCCCAGAAAAAAUCCCUCCUUUGGCUUUCGCCUUAGCAGCUAUGUUUGCCAAGACCUCAACAUUUGUAAAUCCUCUCAUUUGCUUCUUCUGGUAUCAUAAAUUUCGAGAUGGGACCAAAAGGAUUUAUAGAAAUUCAAAGAGGAUGGCAUCCCUGCAAAAGGCAUGGACCACUUCUUGUAAUGAGGCAGCUUGUGAAAUUCAUUUGAGAACCAACUCUUACCCAUAUCAUUCACCUGACUUCAGACAAGUGAGGUAA
Messenger RNA from Pocillopora meandrina, 1041 nucleotides. The record is from the annotation of a GenBank genome assembly. NCBI's taxonomy places the organism in Eukaryota, Metazoa, Cnidaria, Anthozoa, Scleractinia, Pocilloporidae.